ACCAUCCCAAAUAGUGGUUAUUUGGGAGUCUUAUAUAAUAAUAUUAUUCAAACCGAUACGAUACAAUCAACACAGAUUUCCUUGAAGAUCAAAGCUUGUGUCGUCGGUAAUGGAGACAGUGGGAUCAACGCGAGCAUUACUCAAGUACGAGUGCUUGCUUUUUGAUAUGGACGAUACGCUAUACCCCAUGAGCACGGGUCUUAAUUAUGCUUGCCGCAAGAACAUUGAAGAAUUUAUGUCGACCUACUUGAACAUAGAAGAAUCUCAAGUCCCGGAUAUGUGCUUGGACUUGUACCGAGAACACGGGACAACAAUGGCUGGUCUAAAGGCUCUUGGUUACAAGUUUGAUGAUGAUGCAUAUCAUGCUUUUGUUCAUGGAACCUUACCUUACCUUGCUCUCAAACCUGAUUUGGUGCUAAGAAACCUUUUGUUGUCAAUGCCACAACGAAAAAUUAUAUUCACAAACGCGGAUAAAGCUCACGCAGCUCGGGUCUUGAAUAGGCUGGGCUUGGAAGACUGUUUUGAAGGUAUCAUAUGCUUUGAGACGCUUAACACUCAUCCGGUAAAAGAAGUCGAAACUCAAAAUGAUGGUGGGAUGAACAAUUCUAGCGAUGAAUCUGCGACGCGAAUCAUUUGCAAACCAGCUCUUGAGUCGUUCCAAGCUGCUACAGUCAUCGCUAAUCUUGACCCGAACAAAACGAUCUUCUUUGACGACAGCGUUAGAAACAUUGCGACAGCAAAGACAGCCGGAUUUCAUACCGUCAUUGUGGGAAAGUCGAGUCUUGUACCCGGAGCAGAUCAUGCUUUAAGCAGCAUCCAUAAUAUUAGAGAAGCAUUGCCUGAGUUAUGGGAGGAUGAAGGAGAACAUUUGGAACAAAUUUUCUUCAAGCAGUCUGCUGUGGAAACCGUUGUCAACGCGUAAAAUAUGAAGUGUCUGUCGAAUCUGCGGCGUUCGUGGGGAUGGCGUAGAUGGUCCUAAGUGGCGUCCGUGGGCGUCCAUGAGGUCCGCCUCGCGGAUGGUUUAAAUACAUAUGUAUUAAUCACCUUUUAUACCUGAUAAGAUGGUAUAUGAAUAAUGUUUGAUAAUAAAGAUUCAAACAAGUUAAUUAUCUCAAAAGUUUUCUGAUUGAUAGAUUGUCUUUUUUUUUUUUUUGUGAAUUGAAGAUGGGAUUUGUUCUCAGAUUUUGUCUUAGAAUAAAUCUUUUCGGAUUA
Helianthus annuus (common sunflower) is the source of this 1212-nucleotide messenger RNA. RefSeq lists its product as uncharacterized. The record is from RefSeq and is a predicted model, not a curated record. The transcript is spliced from 7 exons. The coding region runs from base 110 to 922 and encodes 270 amino acids. Lineage: Eukaryota; Viridiplantae; Streptophyta; Magnoliopsida; Asterales; Asteraceae.